AUGUCUCGAGAGGAUGAAGCCGCGUUUCAUUUACUGUCUAUGAAGCUCAAGCGAGACGUUAAUUGCUUGAUGGAUUCAGAUCGUAGUGUUCGACGACGAGCGGUGGAUAAAUUGCACCGUGUGCUGCAGAGUGAGGCGUCGCAUGUGUCUGAUACAGUGCUGCGUGCAUUGUGUGUCUCUACUCUCUUUCAUCCACUGCUGAUAUGCGCCGAGCAUGACGUUGUAGAGAAAUGUCGCGAGCGAGCUCUUACAUUGUUGCUGUUUCUGUGCGAACGUGGAGCAUUGGAAUCGUCGGAUACGACGCUGAAGGACGUCGUUGCGCUGGCCAAUGCUCGACUGGGUAAACUGCCGUACCCGGAGCCUGCGGAAGAGACGCGACUGCUUAUUUUGCAGUUAAUGCAUGCUUUUUUGAAGCAGCUUGCAGCAGAGAAAGACACUUUGGUGUCAUUGCAGGAUAUCAUUACAGACCUUGCCAAUGCAUUGGCCAAAACAGCGAUGGAUCCGUUCCCGGAUGCCAAGAAGAUGUCAGCAGAGUGCGUUAUUCUGAUUUCGAGAAAUUGGAAAAAGGAUGUAGGAAUGCAGAUCGGUACUAUUGUGCGACCUGUGGUGUUUAAUUUGGGUCACCAGCACAGUCGUGUGCGUGUGUGUGCGUUACAGGCGCUGGAAGCGGCGGUACCUUGUGGUUCGGAGGCUCUUCCGGUCCUUAUGAAACAGGUGCUGUUGCCGACGAUGAGCAAAGUUGUGCUUGAUCAUGCAGCAUCUGUAAAGAAGCAACUAGCGAUAACGCUGGCGGCAUGGUUUGCUCAAAUUGAGCAAAUUCAACAGUUCGAAGCGUCUAUUCUACCGAUGUUCCUGGCAGGUAUCGUCGACGAAUCGCCCGAAGUACGAACGCUAUGUCUUGCUAAGCUGAAUGAUAUUUCAAUUAUGUGGGAGCACCGCGACGAAAAUCAAGGCGUCAAGUCGGGUGACGUGGAGCUAAUGGAGGUGGAUUUGGACUUUGUCAAUCGCAUACCUCCGCUGUUCUUUGGUUCUCGACCACCUCUUGGUGCCCGCAAACUUGCAGCGAGUAUUCAAGCUGAGUUGUUGCCACCGUUGCUUGAGAAAACGGGAGAUUGGAAUGUGCAAGUGCGCGAACGCUACACAAAAGUACUUAGUGCAUUCCUGAUCUUGCUGGAGCAAAGUAUGAACCCAUAUCUCGACAAGAUAUUUGCAGCGUUAUGUAACAGCUGCCGUGACGACGAAGAAGUUGUUUUGAACACAGGCAGGAUAGCAGGACAGGACACUGCGCAAUACCGUACGAAUGGAUUGAUGCUGUUGGGCAUGAGCAUUGAAGGUAUGACGCCAGAGACGGUGGGAGCUCACUUGACGUUGAUUACUGAAGCACUUUGUGAUCCUGGUCUACGGGAAUCUGAGGUUUUGGAUGUGCAAAAUCAGUUGGCAGGCGUCGUAGCAAGUAUUGUCAAGACUGCUGGUCCGAUACUCGCGCAAACAGACGAUAGUUGUUUUCGACUCUUUUGGGUACUGAGCCACCUCUUGGCCUCGUCGUCUGAAUCGUCAGUCGCCUACAUGACGGCAAACGAAUGCAUGGAAGAGUUAGCGAUGCAUCUGAAUCAGUCUGUCGAGGAGCUGUACGUUCGCUACGUGGGCAAACUCCUAGAUACGAUGGCGCUGCCGACAGAUACAGGUGCUAGCUGGCAAAAGAGUAACCUUACUCGAGUACUAUUUGACUCACUUUGCCGUCGUGGUGGAGCGGCUUGCGGUACGAAUCUGGAUAAAAUUGUGCCCGUCAUUCUGGUCCAUUUAGACCCAUCUCAGGACGCGGAUGUUCGACUCGUUUUUCUUGCAUUGCUAGAGACAAUGCUACGAAUGGAUACGAUCUCUCAGGCUCUGAAAGCGUUUAGUGUGGCGUUGCUUCGAAAGGCAAUAAUUCCCAACAUUGUUUGGCGUGAAGGUCAUAUAGCUGCAAGCAUUAGAAAAGUGGCUGUUAACUGUGCGUAUACCUGCUUUUGUCAAGGCAUUGCCGACGAGUCGUGCCUGUUUGAGACUGUAGCCCAGAUGUUGCCCAUUCUCAAAUCUUCAUUGGACGAUAGCGACGCCAAAACUCGUCAUCUGGCUUGCCUUGCGUUGCAGCAUUUGUUUGUGGCAUUGCCUGGCUGUUUGGGAGAGGAAUCUGUUGAUCAACUGUAUCCGGAGAUCUUGAAGCGUCUUGAUGACAGCAACAAUACUGUGCGCAAAGCUGCUUGCCAGACGUUUUUGAUAUUUCUGAAAGCAGCACCGAAGGAGCAUUUUCAAGGAACCAUUAUCGACUACGCUAUGGACUGUCUUUUUGUCCACCUGGACGAUCCAGAGCCCGAUAUUCAGGAAGCUGUGUAUAACGUACUGAGGGAAACAGCUGCCAUCGAUGCGCAUCGACUGGCGAGUAAAGCAGGAGAAAAUCGGAGUCGUCAUCAAAGUCCUCGCUAUUGCGACCAGCUUCUCGCCUUAGCUACUGCACAGCCAGAUUAG
Molecule: messenger RNA, 2505 nt
Organism: Peronospora belbahrii
Lineage: Eukaryota; Oomycota; Peronosporomycetes; Peronosporales; Peronosporaceae
Source: the annotation of a GenBank genome assembly